GUGGAGCACCCAUAAAUAGCCGUGCCAGGCCAUCAACCCAGCAGCAGCAGCAGCAGCUCCAAGCAUACCAAAGCUAGCUAGCUACUACCACAUCGAUCUGCCAAGCCAAGGAACAAACAAAGAGCUAGCUAGGAUCUCGAUCGAGAAGCUAAGCUUCUCAAGCUCUCGAGGAUGUCUCUGGUAAGGCUGUUGGACACGCUGGCUCUGGACUCGUGGGUGCGGAACCCGUUCAGCAUCUUCGGCACGGCGGUGGCCGCCGACGCGUGGCUGGCCAGCGACACGUCGGCGUUCGCCAACACGUACAUCGAGAGCCGGGACACGGCGGGGGCCUACGUGUUCAGCGCCGCGCUGCCGCCCGGCGUGAGGAAGGAGGAGGUCACGGUGGAGGUGGACGAGGGCAACGUGCUCGUCAUCACCGGCCAGCGCAGCGUGUCCAGGGAGGAGCGCGUCGGCGACAGGUGGCACCACGUCGAGCGCUGCUGCGCCAGCUUCCUCGGCAGGUUCCACCUCCCCGAAGACGCCGCCGUCGACGGCGUCAGGGCCGCCAUGGACGCCGGCAUGCUCACCGUCACCGUCCCCAAGGUCGGUGCCGCUGCUGCCGCUAUCGCCGAGAAGCCCAACGAGGUGCCGGCGGCCGUCGAGGCGGCCGACGGCGGCCCUGCCUGCUGAUCUUCUGAUGCCGAUCGACGCCGAGACGGCCGGCCGGCCGGCUCCCUGUUCCGAUCCUCGACGCCGGCACGGCCCCCUGGUGAAUGAACCGUAGCGUCCCACGUCGUCGCCCGUGCCCGUGCUGUCUCGAAGAGUUUGCUUCCGUGGUUUGGUCUUGGCCUUGCGUACUUUUCCGCGUGAUAUGAUGGAUGGAGCGGCCUACAUGCAUGUAGCAAGGGAAAAAAAAAAAGAGUAUGCCUGCACUGCAUGCAUGGCUGCACCAUGCAAUUUCGUCCUAAAAUGUCUUACUGUGAUUUAGGAAAUGAAAAAUCAAGCUAAGCUGGAAUCAUAUAUUACUACUUCCGUCUU
Sorghum bicolor (sorghum) is the source of this 1017-nucleotide messenger RNA. Its product is annotated as 17.9 kDa heat shock protein 2. The record is from RefSeq and is a predicted model, not a curated record. Gene Ontology annotation, biological process: protein folding; response to hydrogen peroxide; protein complex oligomerization. Bases 172 to 669 code for a protein of 165 amino acids. The transcript has a single exon. Lineage: Eukaryota; Viridiplantae; Streptophyta; Magnoliopsida; Poales; Poaceae.